Molecule: messenger RNA, 1611 nt
Organism: Candidozyma haemuli
Lineage: Eukaryota; Fungi; Ascomycota; Pichiomycetes; Serinales; Metschnikowiaceae
Gene: MDM34
Product: ERMES complex subunit
Exons: 1
Coding region: 1-1611 (536 amino acids)
Biological process (GO): phospholipid transport; mitochondrion organization
Cellular component (GO): ERMES complex
Molecular function (GO): lipid binding
Source: RefSeq, a predicted model, not a curated record
AUGUCGUUCAAAGUGAAUUGGAACAAUCUAGAAACGGAUUCCUUGCGUUCGUGGACUACGGAGUUGCUUACGGACGCCCUCAAUUCCGGGAGAAGACCUAACAUCUUGGCUUCAGAUAUUCAGAUCAAAGACCUAAACUUUGGCAAAGUGGCUCCCGAUUUCGAAAUAUUGGAGAUCGGUGAGCUCGACAAGGAUAGGUUUAGAGGUAUUUUCAAGAUCAACUAUUCAGGGGACUUCCAUCUUACGCUUCACACAAAAGUACAAGCAAACCCGCUCAAGAUCUACGGUGACAACUCCCACGAGAAGGAAGUGUCUCCUUCCCAAUCUUUCAUCACGCCAGACUUUUUAUUAUCGGUUGAGCCUUUCAAUUUACCACUUGACCUCAAGUUGAGUGACAUCAAGAUCUCUGGUAUUGGAAUCAUUGUGUUUUCCAAGAGUAAAGGUCUCACUUUGGUGUUCCGUAAUGACCCACUAGACUCUAUCAAAGUCAGUUCUACUUUUGAUACCGUUCAGGUCUUGGCCAACUUUUUACAGAAACAAAUCGAAACCCAGAUUAGAGAUUUGUUCAGGGAAACCCUUCCCACGCUUCUUCAUAGACUCAGUUUGAAAUACGUUUCAGCACUUACACCAAACGAAGUCAUGAACAACUUGAAGGAUCACUUGAACUCCCAGCAGUACGCUAACAGUUUGGAUCUUUCCGAAUCGCAGACUAUCUCAUCGAAUAACUUGAGACGGUUAGCCACUCUCUACAGCUCAAGAGAAACUCUUGAUUUAAACGUUCCUAAAUUUAAGAGGAUCGUUCAGAGAAACAGCUUGGAGAAGUUCAACAAGCAUCUUUAUCCUAACUUGGUCAACUCCUUGUACUCAAAGUUGGAUAUCGCAACUCCCGCAUCUGCUUCCUCGAGCAACAACAGUGUGCCAGUGGAACUUUUCGUUCAGAAUGACUUCUCCAAUGUUGAAAGCAUCGUUAAAGAGAUCUCAAGCAUUCAAGGCAAGACUUUCAAGUCUGUCAACAACAAUGACAAGACUUCGCCAAAGAGAAGAACGAUCAAGAUGGGCAGUAAGUUGAAGAAGAAGAAGAGCACCAAGGAGACUGAAACACCUGCUCCAGUGCAUAAAUCACUGGAAAUGGCUAGGCCAACCAGUAUGGCGAAGAGCAACACCGAAUAUUGCGACUCAUCGUCCGAUACUUUUGUGGAAGAAGAGUCAUCGCUUGUGGAGCAACCAAAACCCGUACAACAUUACAAGCGUCCACCUUUGGUUACCAACUAUGGUCAUCUUGCAUCUUCAAACUUGAGUGGUUGUGCCUCACCAUUGAGUUCAAACUCGUCGUUCAUUGGUGGUGUUGGUAUUGGUAACUUCAGUUUGGCCAAUGCCCCUCCACUUUCGGCGUCGCCAGUUAGCAUCAGAGAAAGAGAGAAGGAAACAAAGAAACACGAGCUCAAGGUGAAGAAGCUGCUCAACCAUAUUGAUAUCGGGAGAAUUAACGAAAAACUCCAAAUGCGUCUUAACGAACUGAAGGCUGCUGACACUUCCGUGAAAGGUACGUUCAAACACGAGGAGUUGGAGGCGCCUCCACCACCAUACCACCACAUUACGCUGAGCAUUUAA